GCCUUUGAGAGUUGAUAAAGACCACUUGGACCAGAUUGAAACACAUUCUCCUGUUCUCAGUCUGGUGAAAUAAUUUCUCCCACAGUCCGUGUCGUCUCAUCAUGCCACCCAAAAAGCCAGAACCAAAAAAAGUAGUAGAGGAACCCAAAGCAGCACCUCCACCUCCACCCCAACCAGAACCACCAAAAGAAAUAUCUUUUGACCCGACCUCUGUGACUAUUGAAUUCUCAGCAGAUCAAAUUGAAGAAUUUAAGGAAGCCUUCUCACUCUUUGAUCGGACCCCUAGCAGUGAGUUAAAAAUCACCUACGGCCAGUGCGGAGAUGUCAUGAGGGCUCUGGGACAAAACCCAACAAACGCUGAAGUUUUAAAAGUUCUUGGCAGGCCAAAGCCUGAAGAACUGCACACAAAGCUGAUGGAUUUUGAUACAUUCUUACCCAUGCUCCAGCACAUAUCGAAGUCCAAGGAGAAGGGGACGUACGAGGACUUUGUGGAGGGUCUCCGCGUGUUCGAUAAGGAGGGAAACGGCACUGUUAUGGGGGCUGAAAUCCGCCACGUCUUGGCAACUCUCGGUGAAAGAAUGACAGAAGAAGAGGUAGAUAAACUCAUGUCUGGCCAAGAAGAUUCCAACGGAUGUAUAAACUACGAAGCUUUCGUGAAGCAUAUUAUGGCAAACUGAAUGCAAGCUCUCAAGGAACACAUGGAUGGAUUCCCUUCAAUAACCCUGUUUUCUUCGCUGAUUAGAUGCAAAUCUUCCUCUAUUACGGUUAUUUUAGAUUGAUGGCAGUCAUUCCCAACUUGAAGCCUAUUAUUAUUGAUUAACCUUCUGUCAACUCACACUAAUGAUGACUUCGCAAAUAAACAAAUAAAUCUUGAUGUCAUAAAACUAGAUUAGCUCGCUAUAAAUUGGAUGCAGCAAAAAUACAAAGUGCUCAGUCAAGGGCAGCAAGGAUACAAAGUGUCCGAUUGGGAGCAGCAAGAAUACCAAAUGUCCAAUCAAAGACAGCAAGCAGUCAAAGUGUCCAAGCUGGAGUAGCUAGGACACAAAGUGUCCAAUCAGUAGCAGCUGGGAUACAAAGUGUCCAAAGGGAGCAGCUAGAAUUCAAAGUGUCCAACCAGGGGCAGGAGGUAUGCAAGGCGUCCAAUCAAAUGCAGCUAAAAUGCUAAAAGUGUCCUAUCAGAAUCAGCUAGCAGGUGUAGGCCAAAUGUGCUCUUGUAAGCCACUCUAUGGUUCUUCUCUAUAUUAGAAAACAGUUGUACUAUUAUUCAAUCCUCGAACGUGUCACCCAUCAGAUCAUAUGAUAUACAUGUGUGACAGACAGUUCACUGUGCAUGAGCACCUUAUCAGACCCCAACAGAAGCCCCUAACAGACACCUGUCAAUCAUAAUGCAAACAUUGGACCUUAAUGUUUCCGUUUGUCGUCCAUACCUACACAGCUACUGAACACGUACAGAUAGUUAAUGUUACCCAUAGAAUGUAUGAGAGCAGCUACAUGCGCACAUGCGACGUAACAUACAUUAGAGCGCUAAUUGUGUUACUUUGAAACACACCACCACAACUCACUGAAAAUCGGACAUACUUGCUUCCAAUUCAUUUUAAGCUUUCAUGUCAGAGCAAACAGAUAUUAAUAUGUGCUGCUUUCAUCCAAAAAAGAUCUCCAUUAUUCAGGCUUUUCCUGACAUUUUGGCAAACUGUGGAUAUCUUUCACUGUGUAUAUUAAGACAAGGUUACAUAUCUUACAUUAAGCUGUAACAUACAUGGACAUAGCCGGAUGUUUGAAGUGACACUUUGAAACCCAAAGAAUAACAGCAUUCGUUCCCAGGUGCACACAGCGGUGCAUAUGUCACAGCGAUGUAUAUGUCCCAUCAGUGUAUAUGUCACAGCAACGUAAAUGUCACAGCGGUGUAUAUGUCACAGCGAUGUAUAUAUCAUAGCGAUGUAUAUGUCACAGCGGUGUAUAUGUUGCGAUGUAUAUAUCACAGCGGUGUAUUUGUCACAGUGAUGUAUAUGCCGCGGUGUAUAUGUCACAGCGAUGUAUAUGUCACGGUGUAUAUAUCAUAGCGAUGUACAUGUCACAGCGGUGUAUAUGUCGCGGUGUAUAUGUCACAGUGAUGUAUAUGUCACGGUAUAUAUGUUACAGCAGUGUAUAUGUCACAGCGGUGUAUAUGUCACAGCGAUGUAUAUGUCACAGUAAUGUAUAUGUCGCGAUGUAAAUGUCACAGAGAUGUAUAUGUCACAGCGGUGUAUAUAUCACAGCGGUGUAUAUGUCACAGCGGUGUAUAUGUCACAGUAAUGUAUAUGUCACAGCGGUGUAUAUGUCACAGUAAUGUAUAUGUCGCGAUGUAAAUGUCACAGAGAUGUAUGUGUCACAGCGGUGUAUAUAUCACAGCGGUGUAUAUGUCACAGCGGUGUAUAUGUCACAGUAAUGUAUAUGUCACAGCGAUGUAUAUGUCACAGCGAUGUAUAUGUCACAGUAAUGUAUAUGUCGCGAUGUAAAUGUCACAGAGAUGUAUAUGUCACAGCGGUGUAUAUGUCACAGUAAUGUAUAUGUCACAGCGGUGUAUAUGUCACAGCGGUGUAUAUGUCACAGUAAUGUAUAUGUCACAGCGGUGUAUAUGUCACAGCGGUGUAUAUGUCACAGUAAUGUAUAUGUCACGGUGUAUAUGUCGCGAUGUAAAUGUCACAGAGAUGUAUAUGUCACAGCGGUGUAUAUAUCACAGCGGUGUAUAUGUCACAGCGGUGUAUAUGUCACAGUAAUGUAUAUGUCACGGUGUAUAUGUCGCGAUGUAAAUGUCACAGAGAUGUAUAUGUCACAGCGGUGUAUAUAUCACAGCGGUGUAUAUGUCACAGCGGUGUAUAUGUCACAGUAAUGUAUAUGUCACGGUGUAUAUGUCACGAUGUAAAUGUCACAGAGAUGUAUAUGUCACGGUGUAUAUAUCACAGCGGUGUAUAUAUCACAGUAAUGUAUAUGUCAGGAUGUAUAUGUCACAGCGAUAUAUGUGAUGCCCACAAUUAAGCAAUAUUCCCAACAGACCCUGGCUCUUGUUUUGAUGUAUUCUGCUCUACAGCUGCUGCCCAUCAACUAAACUCUGUUUUAUUGGCAGUAAUCCGGUUUAAAGUUUCUUUCUUAUUGUACUCUCGGACAAGUUUGAAACAGCUCCUCACUAUUCAGUGUAUCAGAAAUAAUUGAAUGGUGUAUAUAGUGAUACUACUUUCCAUUUAAAGGGACACUAUAGUCACUGGAGCAGCUACAGUUUAAUGUAGUGGUCCUGGUGUCUAUAGCCUGUGCCUGCAGUCUAGUCACUGUAAACUCUAACUUUUCAUAGAAGAGGCUGUGUUUACAUUGGUGUCUAUAACACCUCUAGGUGUAGUCACUUAGACAGUCAUUAGAGGUGCUUCCUAAUCCAAUGCUAGAUUUAAUGCAUCUCUACGAGGAGAUGCUGAUUGGCAGAUCGCAGUGUUUUGCUGCGCAAGCACAAUAGCCUCUCAAUGCUUUUCUAUGGGAAAGCCUUGGAUUGACUGAGAUCAUCAAGAUUGGUUGCUGGACACCUAAACAUGUAUUCCAGCUCUAUAGUGUUCCUUUAACGUAUUAUUUUAUCAUAUUCUUCAUUUUCUUUACGGGUCAGGAUUUCUUUUGACUGUGUAACUAACUGUCAUUGGUAAAACUAAGACGUGCAGAUUUCAUAUUUCAGAGUGAACGGAAUAAGUCAUUCAGAUCUUACAGAAUUCUACAUUUUGGUUAUAUUUCUUCUCAUCAGAGGAAGAUCACCCAUUUGUUCCAGUUUGUACCUUGUCUUCUUUAAUCAGCAUUGUUCAAGGUGUAAAACGUCCUAUUAAUGUCAUAUUAAAUUUUGAAAAUAAAUUUUUAUUUCACAAAAUA
Messenger RNA from Pelobates fuscus (common spadefoot toad), 3879 nucleotides. It is a transcript of the gene MYL3, whose product is annotated as myosin light chain 3. Gene Ontology annotation, cellular component: myosin II complex. Bases 102 to 677 code for a protein of 191 amino acids. The record is from RefSeq and is a predicted model, not a curated record. The transcript has 7 exons. Lineage: Eukaryota; Metazoa; Chordata; Amphibia; Anura; Pelobatidae. Gene Ontology annotation, molecular function: calcium ion binding.